AUGCAACUCGGUCUGCGUCCUCGUUUGCGAACACGGCCAUCGUUGUACGACCUCGUGCACAAGCAGAACAUUGACCAGCUCUCGAUCUCUGGAGCUCACCUCGCCACCGGCCCGGACGACGUCGACCCUCACCGCGUCCCGCUUCCUGCAAGCCCGCUGAUAGCACCGCAUCGCGAGCUUGCUACACCAGCGCCCCCGCCGCACAUUACCCUAGAAGCAGCCAGCGACGACGAAGAAGAAGCAGACGCAUCGAUUGCCAAGAUGCCUCCCAAGCAGGACAGGAAGACGGAGGGCGGCGAGGAGCAGGGCUCCAUCUACUCCAUCUCCGGGCCUGUCAUCAUCGCCGAGAACAUGAUUGGAUGUGCCAUGUACGAGCUCGUUCGUGUCGGCUACGAGAACCUCGUGGGUGAAGUCAUUCGAAUCGAAAACGACAAGGCCACCAUCCAGGUCUACGAGGAGACUGCUGGCGUGACUGUUGGCGACCCCGUACACCGCACCGGACAGCCGCUGUCGGUCGAGCUCGGCCCUGGUCUCAUGGAGACGAUUUACGACGGUAUUCAGCGCCCGCUCAAGGAUAUCGCCGUCGACGCAGAGAGCAUCUACAUUCCCCGCGGCAUCGACCUGCCUGCGCUUGACCGCAAGAAGAAGUGGGACUUUACCCCCGGCUCGCUCAAGGUUGGCGACCACAUCACCGGCGGCGAUGUCUUUGGUACCGUGUGGGAAAACAGUCUGCUCAGCGAGCACAAAAUCCUGCUACCUCCCCGCGCAAAGGGCACCAUUACUCGCAUCGCCGAAAAGGGCAGCUACACGGUCGACGAGAAGAUCCUCGAGCUUGACUUCAACGGCACCAAGACCGAGUACAGCAUGAUGCACAGGUGGCCCGUCCGAGUGCCCCGCCCCUCCAACGAGAAGAUGUCUUCGGAUCAGCCCCUCAUUGUCGGCCAGCGUGUGCUCGACUCGCUGUUCCCCAGUGUCCAGGGUGGUACUGUGUGCAUUCCUGGUGCUUUUGGUUGCGGCAAGACGGUCAUUUCGCAGUCUCUUUCCAAGUUCUCCAACAGUGACAUCAUCGUAUACGUCGGAUGUGGUGAGCGAGGAAACGAGAUGGCUGAAGUCUUGAUGGAUUUCCCAGAGCUCACCAUCGACGUCAACGGCAAGAAGGAGCCCAUCAUGAAGCGUACCACCCUCAUUGCAAACACCUCAAACAUGCCCGUCGCUGCUCGUGAGGCCUCCAUUUACACGGGAAUUACAAUCAGUGAAUACUUCCGCGACCAAGGCAAGAACGUUGCUAUGAUGGCCGACUCGUCGUCGCGAUGGGCAGAGGCGCUUCGUGAAAUUUCCGGUCGUUUGGGAGAAAUGCCUGCGGAUCAGGGUUUCCCUGCAUACCUGGGUGCCAAGCUUGCGUCUUUCUACGAGCGUGCUGGACGCGUCGAGGCUCUGGGCAGCCCCGAACGAUACGGCAGUGUGUCCAUUGUCGGCGCUGUCAGUCCUCCAGGUGGUGACUUUUCGGACCCUGUCACGACGAGUACGCUCAACAUUGUGCAAGUUUUCUGGGGUCUGGACAAGAAGCUGGCGCAGCGCAAGCACUUCCCGUCGGUCAACACUUCGAUCAGUUACAGCAAGUACACGAAUCCGCUAGACAAGUACUACGCCAAGAACAACCCCGAGUUCCCACGGUUGCGCGACCGCAUCAAGGAGCUUCUGACUACUUCGGAUGAUCUCGACCAAGUUGUGCAGCUUGUGGGUAAGUCUGCGCUAGGCGACAGCGACAAGAUCACGCUCGAUGUGGCGACGCUGCUCAAGGAGGACUUCCUCCAGCAAAACGGCUACUCCGACUACGACCAGUUCUGUCCGCUGUGGAAGACGGAGUGGAUGAUGAAGAACAUGAUGGCUUUCCACGACGAGGCGCAAAAGGCUGUUGCCCAGGGACACUCAUGGCCCAAGAUCCGAGACGCGACUUCGGAGAUCCAGUCGCAGCUGCGCUCAAUGAAGUUUGAGCUGCCCAGCGACGGAGAGGAGGCCGUCACCAAGAAGUACGAAGAACUACUGCAGAAGAUGACGGAAAAGUUUGCGUCGGUGGUUGACGAGUAG
Exserohilum turcica Et28A is the source of this 2088-nucleotide messenger RNA. RefSeq lists its product as uncharacterized. Lineage: Eukaryota; Fungi; Ascomycota; Dothideomycetes; Pleosporales; Pleosporaceae. The record is from RefSeq and is a predicted model, not a curated record. Gene Ontology annotation, cellular component: fungal-type vacuole membrane; proton-transporting V-type ATPase, V1 domain. Gene Ontology annotation, biological process: proton transmembrane transport; ATP metabolic process. Gene Ontology annotation, molecular function: ATP hydrolysis activity; proton-transporting ATPase activity, rotational mechanism; ATP binding. Bases 1 to 2088 code for a protein of 695 amino acids. The transcript has 9 exons.